Aspergillus costaricaensis CBS 115574 is the source of this 1912-nucleotide messenger RNA. RefSeq names its product Zn(II)2Cys6 transcription factor. Bases 155 to 1912 code for a protein of 585 amino acids. The transcript has 4 exons. Lineage: Eukaryota; Fungi; Ascomycota; Eurotiomycetes; Eurotiales; Aspergillaceae. The record is from RefSeq and is a predicted model, not a curated record. Gene Ontology annotation, molecular function: DNA-binding transcription factor activity, RNA polymerase II-specific; zinc ion binding. Gene Ontology annotation, biological process: regulation of DNA-templated transcription.
UUUGUGUCCCUCCGAAUUUCUUUUUCCCGAUGAACUUUCCCGCUGCAUCACCCACUGCCCCUCGCUUAAAAUCCGUGAUAUCGGCUGUCUUCUUCUGCUUUUUACUAAUGCCUGCCGGCUGAUCCGAUUCCUUCACGAGUGGGCCAUUCAUUCCAUGUCGGGUCGGAACGCGCCUCGCUCGAAGAAUGGCUGCAGCACCUGCCGCCGUCGUAAAGUAAAAUGCGGGGAGGAGCGUCCAGUCUGCAAACGCUGCUUCAAUCUACGACUGAACUGUGAAUGGGGGAUCCCCGUUAAGCGCGGCAAGGCCAAUGCCCCGGUUCGGCAUCUGCAGCCCGCGCAACCUCGUUGGCCGACCAGCGAUGGCAUCACCACUUGCUCCUCCCCAUCUGCGACCACUCCCUCUCCUGUUCGCGCUGCCGUGACCAACAGCAUUCUUCAUCCUCAUUAUGCCAACACUCUAGCUGCCCUCUGGCAUCGGCAGUCCCCCGGACCAGCCCCGGAUUUAACCCCGGUUUCCCCAGAUGUCAGUUUCCCCACGGGAUGGCCGUUUCCGCCCUAUGCGCAACCAUCGCCACUCUACCGGCCCCUGCCCGGAACAGGUGCUCUGCCCUGCACCAAUUCGCUCGUCUUGUCGGAGCAUGAUCAGAAAUACUUUCAGUACUUCCCUUCCUCGUCUGUGGUGUUCUAUUACAUGAAGAAUUGGCAAUGGAGCAGCUUCCGCUAUCUGUAUGAGGGGCCCGCGGCUACCAGCAAGGUCAUCAUGCGCAUGAUCUUGGCUUUGUCUGCAAGUGAUAUGCAUCGGAAUGGUCUGGUUGUCCGGUCACCAGGUCGUCCGACCGCCGAGGAUCACGGCCGGUACCACUAUGGCAUGGCCGUCAAGGAGUUCCGGCAAUUACUGGAAACCCCUAAACCUCAGGUGUCGUUUGCGGAGCUUGAGAUGAUUUUCGCAACCAUGUUCCUCAUGGUCGCAUACGAAUGGCAAUUCGGUCAUUGUGUGCGUCAUCUCCACCUCCAUCUGCAGGGAGUGCGGUCUUUGCUGGAGACACAUCCGGAAUUGUUCCAUGUGCGCGAUGUCAACGAGGUGUUGCUGGCAAUGGAGGCGGAUCAACCCAGUGAUACGGUAUCUAGGGCUUCAUUCAUCUCGGACCAGUUCUUGCUAUGGAUACUAUACAUCGAUGUCAAUCGUCGGUCGAUCGGAACUACAGAGUCGCUCUACGACUACGUGCUCAACUCCGGCAAUGAAUCCCUUCACCCGGACCAUCUGUAUCGCUGCGCACGGCUCUGGAGUCGAUGUUUCUGGGGAAAGCAAUACCCGGACCAGGAGGUAUCGGACGACAUGGAGAACUACCGGGGGCUGGAGUUUGUACACGUCGGAUACACAUUAUGGCAUAAGCUCUGGAAAUGCUUGGACGAGAAACAUACCGAGUCUGGCGACGCACUGUUCGCCGAGAUGAUGACGGUUCGAGAUAAAUAUUCCGACCUUCUUUUGACCGCCAAACUCGCCAGUCCGGGCUCCACCCGCCGCACGCUCAACACCAUCUACAUGGCCGUGAACAACUUCUACGCCCUGAUCCUCUUCCACCGUCGUCUCUUCGAUACAGCCCGCCCACCAGCCGCACUGCAUCGCCAAGCCCUCAACAACAUUAUCGACAACGCCCACAAACAAUACGUCGCAGACCCGCGCCUCUUACGACGACUACACUGGCCACUCCUAAUGGCCAUAGUCGAAACCGACGACCCAGCACAACGCGAGUGGUUACGUGAGCGGCUCUACGAGCUGCGAUCAUUCCACUCAGAACACCUAUGGGCCUUUCAACUCGCAGAGGAGGUACUUGCUCGCCAGGACGCGAGCGCAGGGGAGUAUGCGAAUCUGGCGGAAUUGCUGCGCAACCACCAGAUCCGUUUGCAGUGA